GAGAGCGGUUCGGCCGGCGGCGGGCGGUUGAGAGGAAGAUCGGAGCCGGGCGGCGGCGGCGGCGGGAUCAGCCUCGGUGAGGCGUUUUUAAUUCAUCCGAGCCGCGUGGAGGAGGAGGAGGAGGACCGGGGAGGGGGAAAGGAGACACCAUGUCUGAAGCGGAGGAGAGGCCAAGCGCUAACCUGGGUCUGAACCCGGCCGAGGGGCAGGCGGAGGAGGCGAGCGCCAAGCCGGCGGCGGCUGCGACAGCGGAAACCCCGAUCCAGCCUCCAGGUCCGGGACAGAUGGACAGUGGUGAUGCAGCGUUUAUAUUCAAAGUGCCUAAACCAGAGGUUAAAGAGGAGGAUCCUGCCUAUGAAGAAAAAAUGAAAGCAGACAGGGCAAAUAGAUUUGAUUAUCUGCUGCAACAGACUGAGCUUUUUGCCCACUUUAUCCAACCCGCUGCACAGAAGACUCCAACUUCUCCUUUAAAGAUGAAACCUGGGCGCCCUCGCAUAAAGAAAGAUGAGAAACAGACACUUCUGUCGGUUGGAGAUUAUCGGCAUCGCCGUACAGAACAGGAAGAGGAUGAAGAACUACUAUCAGAAAACAGCAAGACAACCAAUGUCUGCACAAGGUUUGAAGAAUCCCCAUCAUAUGUAAAAGGAGGGAAACUUCGAGACUACCAAAUCCGUGGACUGAACUGGCUGAUUUCUUUAUAUGAGAAUGGCAUUAAUGGUAUCCUGGCAGAUGAGAUGGGUCUUGGGAAGACUUUGCAAACUAUUGCUCUUCUUGGGUACAUGAAACAUUACAGAAACAUUCCUGGACCUCACAUGGUUCUAGUUCCUAAAUCUACACUGCACAACUGGAUGCUGGAGUUCAAGAGAUGGAUACCAACUCUUCGAGCUAUUUGUUUAAUAGGUGACAAGGACCAAAGGGCUGCUUUCAUCAGAGAUGUCCUCCUUCCUGGAGAGUGGGAUGUCUGUGUGACAUCAUAUGAAAUGCUGAUCAGGGAGAAAUCUGUUUUCAAAAAGUUUAAUUGGAGAUAUCUGGUUAUAGAUGAAGCUCACAGGAUCAAAAAUGAAAAAUCUAAGCUGUCUGAAAUAGUGAGAGAAUUUAAGACAACAAAUCGAUUAUUGCUCACGGGUACACCACUUCAGAAUAACCUGCAUGAACUUUGGGCUCUGCUCAACUUUCUUCUCCCAGAUGUCUUCAAUUCAUCUGCUGACUUUGAUUCUUGGUUUGACACAAACAACUGUUUUGGAGACCAGAAGCUUGUUGAACGCUUGCAUAUGGUAUUGCGACCCUUCCUCCUUCGACGUAUUAAAGCUGAGGUAGAAAAGAGUCUGCCACCAAAAAAGGAAGUCAAAAUGUAUGUAGGACUUAGUAAAAUGCAACGGGAAUGGUACACCAGGAUAUUAAUGAAGGAUAUUGACAUCCUGAACUCCUCAGGGAAAAUGGACAAAAUGCGUCUAUUGAAUAUAUUGAUGCAACUGCGCAAGUGCUGCAACCACCCCUAUUUGUUUGAUGGAGCUGAGCCUGGCCCACCUUACACUACCGAUACUCACUUGGUAGUUAACAGUGGAAAAAUGGUGGUAUUGGACAAACUGCUGCCGAAAGUGAAGGAGCAAGGUUCUCGAGUGUUGAUCUUCAGCCAAAUGACCAGGGUGCUGGAUAUCUUGGAAGAUUAUUGUAUGUGGAGAAACUAUGAAUAUUGUAGACUGGAUGGUCAGACUCCACAUGAGGAGAGACAAGAUUCUAUUUCUGCUUUCAAUUCUCCUGGGAGCUCAAAGUUUAUCUUCAUGCUAAGCACACGUGCUGGGGGUCUUGGUAUAAAUCUAGCUACAGCAGAUGUAGUAAUCCUGUAUGACUCUGACUGGAACCCUCAGGUUGACCUCCAGGCUAUGGAUCGAGCCCACAGAAUUGGUCAAACAAAAGUAGUCAGAGUAUUCCGAUUUAUAACUGACAACACUGUAGAGGAAAGGAUAGUGGAACGUGCUGAAAUGAAACUUAGACUGGACUCUAUUGUAAUUCAGCAAGGAAGGUUAGUCGAUCAGAAUCUCAAUAAGCUGGGGAAAGAUGAAAUGUUGCAGAUGAUUCGUCAUGGUGCUACCCACGUGUUUGCCUCUAAAGAGAGUGACAUUACUGAUGAAGAUAUCGAUGCUAUAUUAGAGAGGGGUGAAAGAAAGACAGCGGAGCUAACAGAAAAGCUCUCAAAUAUGGGUGAAGGUUCACUGAGAAACUUCACAAUGGAAACAGAGGUCAGUGUGUACAACUUCGAAGGUGAGGACUAUAGGGAGAAGCAAAAGGUAAGUUUGGCUUUGGAUGGCUAUUUAAUUUUAUAUAUAUUAUAUAGUUUUAAAAAUGGAUUUAGUGAAAAGUUGCUUUAUCCACAGUUGGCGCUAACUGAAUGGAUCGAACCCCCCAAACGAGAACGUAAAGCAAACUAUGCUGUUGAUGCUUAUUUCCGAGAGGCCCUUCGUGUCAGUGAGCCCAAAGCACCCAAAGCUCCUCGACCGCCAAAGCAGCCCAAUAUUCAAGACUUCCAAUUCUUUCCCCCUCGACUAUUUGAACUGCUAGAGAAAGAAAUCCUGUAUUACAGAAAAACCAUUGGUUACAAGGUGCCACGUAAUCCUGAUCUACCAAAUUCAGCUCAAGUGCAGAAAGGAGAACAGUGCAAAAUUGAUGAGGCCGAACCCCUAAAUGAUGAUGAGCUUGAAGAAAAAGAGAAGCUGUUGACACAGGGAUUUACCAGCUGGACAAAAAGAGACUUUAAUCAGUUCAUCAAGGCAAAUGAAAAGUGGGGUCGUGAUGAUAUUGAAAAUAUUGCCCGUGAAGUAGAGGGGAAAAUUCCUGAAGAAGUGAUUGAAUACUCUGCUGUGUUCUGGGAAAGAUGUAAUGAGCUCCAAGACAUUGAAAAAAUUAUGGCACAAAUAGAAAGGGGAGAAGCUAGAAUCCAAAGGAGGAUCAGCAUUAAAAAAGCACUAGACACAAAGAUUGGCCGUUACAAAGCACCUUUCCACCAACUGAGAAUAGCAUACGGCACAAAUAAAGGGAAGAAUUAUACAGAAGAGGAGGACAGAUUUCUGAUCUGCAUGCUGCACAAGCUGGGGUUUGACAAAGAAAAUGUUUACGAUGAGCUUAGACAAUGCAUUCGAAACUCUCCACAAUUCAGAUUCGACUGGUUCCUUAAGUCAAGAACUGCUAUGGAGCUCCAGCGGCGAUGUAAUACUUUAAUUACUCUAAUAGAAAGAGAAAACUUGGAACUUGAAGAAAAAGAGAAAGCAGAAAGAAAGAAGCGUGGACCAAAAACUACAUCGGCACAGAAACGUAAAUCAGAUGGAGCACCAGAUGGACGUGGUCGAAAAAAGAAGCUAAAACUUUGAAUUGUCUAUGCUCAUCAUGUCUGCAUAGUUAAUGUAUUUCAGUUCUACUGAGGAUGUAUAAAGCUUUGAUAGCAACUCGUACGUGGUAUUACAGCAUCAUUCCCACUGUAAUAGUAGGAAUUAAUGUAGUCUAGAGUUUAUUGAAUUUUAAACAGCUGUGCUGAAUAUUUUUUUCUACCAUGUAAUAAAAUGGCUUCCAUUAAAAUCCAUGGAUUAUUUCUACACUUCAGUUUUAUAUAUGAGCCAAAUACAACUUUGUCCUGUU
Carcharodon carcharias (great white shark) is the source of this 3630-nucleotide messenger RNA. RefSeq names its product SWI/SNF-related matrix-associated actin-dependent regulator of chromatin subfamily A member 5. The transcript is spliced from 23 exons. Lineage: Eukaryota; Metazoa; Chordata; Chondrichthyes; Lamniformes; Lamnidae. Gene Ontology annotation, cellular component: chromatin; nucleus. The record is from RefSeq and is a predicted model, not a curated record. Gene Ontology annotation, molecular function: ATP-dependent chromatin remodeler activity; ATP binding; ATP hydrolysis activity. Gene Ontology annotation, biological process: regulation of transcription by RNA polymerase II; nucleosome organization. The coding region runs from base 150 to 3365 and encodes 1071 amino acids.